This is a messenger RNA of Micropterus dolomieu (smallmouth bass), 4871 nucleotides long. It is a transcript of the gene tnks1bp1, whose product is annotated as tankyrase 1 binding protein 1. Lineage: Eukaryota; Metazoa; Chordata; Actinopteri; Centrarchiformes; Centrarchidae. The transcript has 10 exons. The coding region runs from base 131 to 4213 and encodes 1360 amino acids. The record is from RefSeq and is a predicted model, not a curated record.
UUGACAACAGCUCAGCAGGCGAGACUGCGGAAAAACUGUGGGACAAGUGUCUUUUGUAACUUCUUCCCGCUUCCUUCCUUCCAUCCUCCCCCCACCUGCAUGACUGCGUGAAGACAAAAGCGAAUCAGUUAUGGAGAGCUCCGUUAAGGGAUCCCUGGCUGGUGGCACAUCAAAACCCAAGCCAGCUCUGGCCCCCAAACCUCUGCUCACUCCCAAGCCCUUCUCUCUGCAGAAGAACUCCACCAUUCGCUCCAUCUAUGCCCCAAGGGUGGUCUUUGCAGCCUCUAAGACAACAAAAGAGCAGGCUGAAAAAUAUGAGGCCGGAGGUGUCCCAAAACCGACUUUGACCCCCCCGGCUCAGCAACCCCCCAAACAACCCACCACCUCUGAUUCCAAACCCAGCUCUGUAAGUGCUGCCGCCAAACAUCAGUCAAAAACAACCAAAGACAGUAAAGCACAUGGAGAGAAUAUUCUUGAUUCUAGUGUCAGAAAGUCUGAGCCAGCCGCACAAACCGCCCCACCCAAAGAGACACCAACGGCCGAGCCAAUCCAGAAAGUCAGUGCCAUCCAAACAAACCACAAAGCACCCGUAGAUAUCGUAGCUAACCCAGAACAGAAAGACAGAAAAACUAAAGAAGAUGAAACAAACAACACUUCUGUCGUCCAAAAGCUUGAAGAAACAGGAAGUGAGUUCUCCACAGCCAAUCCAGCAAACAGAUGGAGCGGCACCAGGAAGCGCCUGCCCGCAGAGCUCACCUCGAAGUUUGAGUCCAGUGGCCUACCUCUGCCCCCCCAGCCAAGUAUAACCAGCUAUACAACCAGCGCCAAAGACAACACAAACAAGCCAGAGUCCUCAGAUCCAGAGCAAAGCCAGACCACAGCCGAGCCGUCAAACAGAGAGUGUGAUGCAGGUGGAAUGAAGGAGGAUUUCGGUGAAGGAGGCAGCAUAAAACGCAGAAUCAGUCUUCUGUUUGACUCAUCAUCGAGGCCAGAGGUCAUAACAAAGAGAGAGGAGCCAGAAGUGAUAAAUGGUACAGGAGGUGUAAAAGAGAAAAUCAAAAACUGGGUCACGGAAAAGGGUCCGAAGACCGAGAAGAAGCCUCAGGUUGUGCCCCGAAUGCGCUCUAAGAGCUUUGAGCCAGCGACUGCUCCAACAGUGGAGAAAACACCCAAAAGGCCACCUGUUGAACCUCCUGCAACCGGGACAUCGUCCAGUCAGGCGGUAGAUCCUCCUUCAAAGGUCUCAGCUGCUGAACAACCCACAGAGACCCCAAUGGAAACAUGUAAAGAUGCUCUUACAGGAGAUACGUCAUUGGAAAUCUCAAGAGAGACUCCAGGAGCGCAUAUACAGAUCAAGUCAACAGAGGGUGAUGUCCCACUACACAAUCACAUCCCAUCUAUGAGCCACACUGCCACUGAUAAGGAAGACGUAGCUUCGAGUGAAAUUGCUCAGCAUGCUCCAAAGAGGGACAAUGUCAAACGGCGCUCUGUUCGCUUUGGUGUUGUGGAGAGAGAUGAUGGUGCUCCUCCUAUCAUCCUGGGCUCACCGUCUGAUUCCAGCACAGAAGAAGAAGACAACGCUUCUGAGGAUGAAGCUGAGGAGGCCAUCUCUGUUUCAGUGCCUGUCUACAGAAGAGUUCUUCAGAAGAAGGACGAUGAGGCGCAAGAGCAAGAGAAACGACUGAAACAUUUGGAAUUUGAAAAAAGGAGAACAGAGCAGAUUGAACAGGCGAAAGUUCAGUUAGAAGAGGAGCGGAAACGAAAAGAAGAAGAAGAAGAAGAAAGGGAGAAAGAAAAGGCCAGGAAGAAAGAAGAGGAGGACAGGGAAAGCGAGAGGCUGCAGGAGGAAGAAAUGGAGAGGCAGAGGAAGGAGGAAUGUGAGAGAGAACGGUUGAAAGAAGAGGAGAGGGAAAGAGAAAGGCUAAGAGAAGAAGAGAUGGAGAGAGAAAGACGGAUGGAGUUGAUGCGGCAGAGGCAGAGAGAAGAGGAAAGAGAGAGGGCGAAACAGAAAGAGGAGAGACUUAAACAAGAUCUGGAGGAGAGGGAAAAAGAGAAAUUAAAGAAGAAGGAGGAGGAGAGGAAAGAGGAGAGACUGAGAGAGGAAAGAGAAAGACAGAGGCUGAGAGAAGAGGAGAAGACAUCGAGUCAGGGGCAGGCGGAGUGCAGAGUGGAGGGAAAACUGGGAGAAGCAGGAAUGAAUAAAGAGGAGCAAAAAGAGGAGGAGUGUGGAAAAAAGUGGGUGAACAAGACAGAUAGGUUGAGAGGAGAAGAAGAAGAGAGGGAAAAGGAGAAAGAGUUGGAGUUGAUGUGGCAGAGAAAGAAAGAGGAGGACGGGGAAAGGGCAAGACAGAAAGAGGAGAGACUCAGGCAAGAGGAGAGUGAGAAAGAAAGAUUAAGAGAGGAGGCAGAGGAAAGAGAAAAGGAGAGGCAAAAGAGGCUGGAAGAGCAGCAGAAAAAAGAAGAAGAAAUGGAGAGAAUGAGGAAACUGGAGAAACAGAGGGAGGAGGAGAGGAGAGAAGAGGAAAGGAGGAGGCAGAAAGAACGAGAAAGAGUGGAAGAGCUUGAGAGAAAACUGCAAGAGGAAAGAAAGCGAGCCCAAGAACUGGAAGAGGAGAGACUCAGACAAGAGGAGAGGGAGAAAGAAAGAUUAAGAGAGGAGGCAGAGGAAAGAGAAAAGGAGAGGCAAAAGAGGAUGCAAGAGCAGCAGAAAAAAGAAGAAGAGAUGGAGAGAAUGAGGAAACUGGAGAAACAGAGGGAGGAGGAGAGGAGAGAAGAGGAAAGGAAGAGGCAGAAAGAACGAGAAAGAGUGGAAGAGCUUGAGAGAAAACUGCAAGAGGAAAGAAAGCGAGCCCAAGAACUGGAAGAAAAGCUGAGAAUGGAGGAAGAGAGAAAAAGGGAUGGGCUGACCAGUAGGGAACCAGAGAGUGUGGUGCACGAAGCAGAGCCAAAUUUAAUCAGCUUUGACUCUGAAGAUGUGCCUCUGAAGUCAGAGUCACUAUAUCCCCCCCUAGCAAAAACCCAUGAGUCCACAGAGAGUCAAAUCGAAGUCCUUUAUGACGACUUCUCCGUCAGGCCGCCUCUGAUCGAUGUGGAUUUUGACGAUUUUUCAGUCAAACCAUUGAGAUGGGGCUCACAGGCUAAAGUACAAAUUACUCCAGUCAUUCAGAGUGGGGUAGCUGACCCUGUGAAAAAAGAGGAAAUGGAAGUGCUGGUGCCUGUGGAUGUCAGCCGCUGGGAAAAUAAAGUGCCAGAGCAGGUGAAAAAAACAGACAGCCCAGAGCCCAUUUUAGCCCAGGAAAGUCCAGAGGAGGAGGAGGAGGAAAGGCCGGAGGACCAACAGCUCAUCUCCAUCGAGGUGGAGGAAGAGGAGAUGGAGACGGAGAGGGAGGAAGAGGAGGAGACACAGGAGGAUGAAGUCAAAGAAGAAACGAAACAGGCACAGGUUAACAGUUAUUGCACAAACGAUGAAAACAAAGACACUGUUGCCUUGAUUGACGACGAGCCAGGCCAGCAGAAUGAGGCCUGUGAACGGACAUCUGGAAGUGACAGUCCAAAGCCCGUCCCUGACCAAGUUCCUGAAGGCUCCUCUGAAGACCUUGAUACCACUGACCUUCACUGGGAGGAAGAAAUUGCUCCAUUCCCUGAGAGCUCCACCCCUCUCCUCGACACCAGCGCACAGAAACUAAAGGCAGAUCUGGGUAAGAGGCGAAUUCGGACGCGUCCAUCGCGUUCCUUUCGUGCAGGUCUGUGUCCAACGGAAAGCCCGGACUGGAGGACCCAUGACUCCACAGUGUUUUUAGAUAAAACGGAGGCAUCUACAAAGCAAAGGGAGUCAGACUCUGAGGAGGAGCAGCCUAAACCGAAGAUAGUCUGUUCUCCGCCUCCCACCACUCAGAGAGUCCCCAUGUUCCCAGGUUUGAGCCCUGCAGCCUUGAUUGCUCAGUUAAAAAGGAGAACAGGUGGAGGAGGAGCUGGUGGAGGAGAGGAAAUGGAAGAAGACAAGGCAAGACGAGAGGAGGAAAGUCAAAAGGAGGAAGUGGCACCAUCUCCCACCCAGCUGCCCCGCUCUCCUCGCGCCCCCGCUCAUCUUGCUGGGGCUGCACUAGUGCUGCCACCCUUAGGCGGCACGGAUGGAGGUGCCGUUUCCUCUCCCGCUUGGCUGAAAGAACUGAAGUCUAAGAAGCGUCUGAGUCAGUAUGACAGCGAGACUUAGCCUGACACAGCCUUUAGAAGACACUGUGCCGUUGCUGUUCAGCAAGAAUCGAUCCAUCCAGCUGCUGCAGCUGAGAGACACCUUGCCAUGAUUACUCCAUUUUACACUUUGAGUGCCUUAUUUUGGACCUUUACUGAGAUAUUCAGGAGAGGAAAUCUGGCUUCUGCUGAACAUAGAGGCCAUCAAGAACUUGUCCAUCUUGUAAAUGGAAUAUGGUGCCAAGGAUAUGUGCCAAGACUGAUGUGUUAAUGCCAACUACAUGUUUAAUCUACUGUUGUACAGCAGCUCAAUGGAUACCACAAUGUAAUUUAGAGCAAAUCCAUGGACUGUCUUAUGUUGACAAGUGUAAGUCCAUCAUAUACUGACAGGGAAUGAUGACACUUCAGGGUAUCUACCUACCUACACACACACACACACACACACACACACACACACACACACACAUACACAUAAAUGUACAGAAAACACUGAAUAUAAAUAAUCGAUUGCACCGUGUGUAUUUAGUUUGAAUUGUACAAAAGGCCUUUUAUAUUACCUUUCCAAUGACAGAUCAUCCCAAGUAAGCCUUUAAGCACUUUAAGAAAAAGUAGAAGAAAUCACCAUCCAUUUAGUACAUCUAAGCAAUAAAAUAAUCAGGAACCUACCUGUAGUAACAUGA